AUCUCAGUACAGCAGGUUCCUCUUACAGUUCUUCACAUUUGUGUGCUGGACGUCUCUUUAAAGAGAAAGAUUCAUUCUUCACAUUCAUCACCAUGAGAUUCAGAAGUGUUUAUCUUCUGCUGGGAGUUCUGCUCCUCAUCCACACCUCACACCAGCAAAACAAAAAGAAACUCACUGGUAAAAAAGAUUCUCAGAUUAGUGCUGCUUUAGAGGACCUACAGCAGCAGAUGAAAGAGAUCAUGGAUGACGUAAACAUCCUGAAGGAACAGCAGGCCCUGCAGACAGUCUGUCUCAAGGGUGUCAAGAUCCACGGCAAGUGUUUUCUGGUGGACACGGUGAAGAAACGCUACCACACAGCCAAUGAAGACUGCAUAGCCAAAGGUGGAAUCCUCAGCACUCCACUUUCAGCUGAAGAAAACACACAGCUCUACAAUUACGCACGCCACAGCCUCGGACCCGACGCCGUAAUCUGGCUGGGUGUGAAUGACAUGCAAACCGAGGGCGUGUGGAUGGAUCAGACCGGCUCGGCCAUUCGCUACAAGAACUGGCAGGCGACCCAACCCGACGGCAGAACUUCAGAGAACUGCGCUGUGCUCUCUGGCGCCUCCGGUGGCAAGUGGCAGGAUGAGAACUGUCGUGAAGAGAGAGCUUCUGUCUGUGAGUUUAACAUCGUCUGAGUCCAUCUGUGGCUUCAUUGACCUUAGCUGUCCUUUUCAUUGCGUAACCCUGCUUUGUAAUUAUAUAUUUUAUCUUUCGUAAACGUUUUGAGGAGAACAAAGAUUGUAAUUUCAUUUCUCUUUCGGCACAAAACGUUCACAUAAAGGAGCUGAUCUGUAAUUAGAUUGGAUUGAACACUGUAAUAUUGAAAAAGCAAUAAACUCAGUUUUGGACUGACUAGAUGUAAUGAUAUUGUGGGAUUGUUUUGUGUAUCUGCAAAAAACAACAACAUUUUGUACUUGCCUGUUGAUCAACAUAACGAAGUUUAUUUCAGAUUGCUAGCUUUAUGUUACUUGUUUAUUGUUUAACAAAUAAAUGUCUAGCCUGAUAUAA
Messenger RNA from Misgurnus anguillicaudatus (oriental weatherfish), 1050 nucleotides. RefSeq names its product C-type lectin domain family 3, member Bb (gene clec3bb). Lineage: Eukaryota; Metazoa; Chordata; Actinopteri; Cypriniformes; Cobitidae. The record is from RefSeq and is a predicted model, not a curated record. Gene Ontology annotation, biological process: ossification; bone mineralization.